Messenger RNA from Chironomus riparius, 507 nucleotides. Lineage: Eukaryota; Metazoa; Arthropoda; Insecta; Diptera; Chironomidae. The record is from the annotation of a GenBank genome assembly.
UUUACAUUUUGUGCUGAAUUUUAAAAAUUACAAAUAGCUUAAUUAAACACAAUAAAUGGACAUUACGAGAGUUCCAAAUGAAAAGAAAUUGUAUCUCUGCCAAUGGUAUUUUAGAGUUGGAUUUCUGUUCCUGCCAUUCGUAUGGCUUAUUAAUGUUAUCUGGUUCUUCAAUUCCGCUUUCAAACAAGCUCCAUUUGACGAACAAAAAGCGAUAAAGAAAUAUGUGAUAUUUUCAGCAAUAGGAAGUAUAUUUUGGAUGGUUAUACUUAUAUCAUGGAUAGUGACAUUCCAAACAAACCGAAUCGAAUGGGGAGAAUUUGCAGACGAUCUUUCAUUCAUCAUUCCGUUAGGCUCCAAAUAGCUUCAUAUAAUAAACUUUUUUUAUACCUAAUCAUUGACAAUUCAUCUCUCAUGUAUUUAAGUUAAUCAAUUAAUUCCUUGACAUUAUUGACUGUUAAGACUCUUUAUACAUAAACAAUCAUGAAUAAAUUCCACUAAAUAAAAGUC